GGUUUGGGCAACAUGAUUUUUUCAUGGGACCCAGAAUUCCUGGCUGGACUCUCGCUAUUGGCUAUAUGAUAUGAAAAAAGAAACCAUAAAAUCACCUUAAUUUCGACAAAAACAUAUUUGACUUACUUUUUCAUGAGAACAUACAUAUAUCACUCGUGAGAGUACAUUGGUGGAGCUCUAGCAGGGCUUCCAGGUAAGUGAGCAAGCACUCGGCGAAGCCGGUAUAUUCCACGGCUGAAAAAGUCUGGUCAUCUCGUCCCAUAUUUGCUUAGCCUUCCGACUGUCGCGCAAAUACGGGCGAGUGUUGUCCACAUGGCCACGUUAGCUGCCGUUUGACUGAUGAUAACACCGUGAGCCUCAAACUCACCAUACUCCAUCAAAUGUUUGCUUUUCAAGCUGUUAAAUGUGCUACCCCAUACAUGAUUGUUUUUGUCUUGGCACGCCUGCGCACUGUGAAGGAAAGUUGGAGGAGGACGCUGCCCAAGACUAGUUCGGGCAAGACACAUGCAGGGAUCGGUUAUGCUGAUUUGGAGAAUCACGUACUGUGCAGCCCAAAAACUGUCAUGCGAAUCGCCAGCAUCAGUAAGUCACUGACAUCUGCAGCUGCUGCUCGCCUGUGUGAAGAAGGGAAACUAGAUCUGGAUGCUCCAAUCCAGAAAUACGUACCAGAGUUUCCUCAGAAACAGUUUGAUGGACAGAACGUCACAAUAACCCCUCGCAUGAUUCUCUCCCACUUAAGUGGAAUACGGCAUUAUGAGAAGGAUGCAAACAAAGUGAGAGAGGACAAGGAGAAAGCCAAGCGACUUCUAAAGCCUUUACUAAAGGGCAAAAAAGAAGACAAGAGCUCACGUGAAAGCAAAAGUGAACCCUCAAAAGAUCAUAAUGCCCAAUCCAAAGAGGCACAGAAGAAAAAUGAGUUUGAGCAUGAAGAGUACUACUUGAAGGACACUUUUGAAAGUGUCACCCAAGCUUUGGACCUUUUUAAGGACGACCCACUCAUUUUUAAACCAGGUACAACUUUCUUGUACUCCACCCACGCCUACACCCUCCUCAGUGCAGUCCUGGAGCAGGCUGCCGACCAGCGCUUCCUAGAUGUCAUGAUGAACCUGUUUCAUGAACUCGGAAUGCUCAAUACUGUGCCAGAUCAGAAUGAACCUAUCAUUUAUCAUCGCUCCAGAUAUUAUCAUCUGAACAAGCGAGGACGGGUGGUGAACUGCCCGUACGUAGACAACUCGUACAAGUGGGCAGGAGGCGGCUUCCUUUCUACUGUGGGUGACCUGCUACUGUUUGGUAACGCUCUACUGUACAGCUACCAGAUUGCUCUCCUAAAGGACACAGACGGCCUGCUUCCUGGCUUCCUCAAACCCAAAACCGCCAUAGCUCUAUGGACCGCGGCAGACAAGACGGAGGCCAGCUGGGACAAGGAUGGACGCUACGGCCAAGGCUGGCUAGUUGUGGACAAAGUGCAGAAAUACGGGCAGUGCAGGAAGCGCAGACAUUAUGUGUCACACACAGGAGGCGCUGUGGGGGCCAGUAGUGUCCUCCUGGUGUUACCCAGUGAGGACAUUGAACUGCAGCAAGGACAGAGCACCCUUCCACAGGGUGUUGUGGUCACUAUUAUCACCAACAUGCAGUCUGUGGGACUCAACAGCACCGCCCUGAAGAUUGCACACAAAUUUGACAAAGCCAGAAGCGCAUAAGUUAUUUCCAGGAGAUGUGAGUGUGAUACAUUUUCUGAAUAUUCUUGAGAAAAAGAAUAGUUUUAUAUGAAGAUUAAUGAAUUGAACACUAUUGAAGUAAUGAACAUUAAACCCAGAUACCUCACUGAUUCUGACACAUGAGAGUGUCUAUGCACAAGUCAAUGUGAUUAUGAAUGAACAAUGCACAACACACUGUUUGUCUCUGCGUCAUAUUUAAUCACCUUGUUUUGGACUCACCUUAUUUUCGUAAUACAUGUGUGAGUGUGAUUGCUCGUUGCUAUAUCAACUAAACUGACGUUAGUCCAAAUCAACAAGUUUUAUAUCAAAAGUUAGUGUAACACACCACUGAAAAUGCAGUCCAACCUGUUUUAAUGCUCACUGAAAAACAUUAAAUUGAAUUAGAUUUGGCACCAUUGUUGCUUCCUUGUGCAGCUUUUACCCUUUAUUAUGAAAUCUUUAUUCAUCUUUCAGUUUUUCAGUUUAAAGGGGAAAAUAUACAAUAUAGUAUUGUAAUAUUAAUUAAAAUUAAAACUGUGUUUCAGGUUCAGUCCACUAGAUGGUGCUCACUACUAGAAAAGUCAGCCGCAAAGACAGCAAGACUAAGUAAAUACCAAACGGUACUAUGCAGGAAGAGGCAUUAUUAAUUGUCAACAGUCAUCAGAAUAUUUCAAAAUCUUUGUAAAAGGCGCGAGUGGGUGUGUAUUGCGGGUGGGACUCCAAAAAUAACACUUUUGUUCUGAAUUCAAAUCAUUUAGUAGAUUUCAUUGCCUGUAUUUACAAAAUCAAACAUAACAUUUACCCAUCAACUGACAAAAAGGAUCACAUUAGAAUUCAGUGUUAGUGUUUCAAGCACACGUGUAUUUUACAUGCGCAGCUAUGCUUUGUAAUGAUAUUGUGACAAAACUCACGGAUUGAAAUGUGAUCUAAUAGUAGCGAAAUGGACCGUCUAAAGUCACAUAAAACAUAUUUUACAACGCCGACCACAGAACAAAAAUGCGACUUCCUGUGACAUGGCAAAGCGGUACGCUGUGUACUGUGUCCUUGCUGUCCUGUAAAAUAUGGCUGGAGAACGGAAUGUACGCUGGAAAGUGAGUUGCACUUAAUUUUUAUGUUAAGAGACUCGCCGCCCAUCACUCGUCAUCAAAGUUGAGCUUAUUGUUUGAAUAUUGGAAUGUUAGUUUAAACAUGGCUUAUAAACGGAGUUAUGGCGACAGUCAGCCCCGAACAAAUCAGUGGUUGACCAGCAUCCUGGAACAUACAGUUUUCUGUUCAACCUUUGAAGUUUCACUAUAACACCAAAAUGGCUAGCUCCAGCUGUAUUUCCACAUUGGGCCUAUAUCCAUUAUUGUGAAUACACCUUAUUGUAGAAAACUGAAACAGAUGCUUGGUCAGUUGUUGUGUUCCUGCUCAUAAUGUCCAUCACUCAGAAAUACCUCACUUGAAUAAAUCAACACCGACUCGUCAUCAUACUCUUGGUUUU
Messenger RNA from Dunckerocampus dactyliophorus (ringed pipefish), 3180 nucleotides. It is a transcript of the gene lactb, whose product is annotated as lactamase, beta. The transcript is spliced from 5 exons. The record is from RefSeq and is a predicted model, not a curated record. NCBI's taxonomy places the organism in Eukaryota, Metazoa, Chordata, Actinopteri, Syngnathiformes, Syngnathidae. Bases 381 to 1700 code for a protein of 439 amino acids.